This is a messenger RNA of Suillus subaureus, 1140 nucleotides long. RefSeq lists its product as uncharacterized. The record is from RefSeq and is a predicted model, not a curated record. Bases 1 to 1140 code for a protein of 379 amino acids. NCBI's taxonomy places the organism in Eukaryota, Fungi, Basidiomycota, Agaricomycetes, Boletales, Suillaceae. The transcript is spliced from 2 exons.
AUGAUUCCAUUAUCUGUCGGCACCGCCAACAUGCUACGUGUACCAGUGGUGCAGCAUAAAUCAUUUUCGCAUUCACGCAGCGAACCCUCUUCUCCGUCCGAGUUCCUGCAGCCAUCCUCCUCUGGCGGUCUCACAAAGUCAUAUCGACAACCUUCAGCAUCACGCGGGACUCCGUUCAUGAACGCCCGUGCGAUUUCAGGUUCCGCUGUUCCUACAAAAUCGCGCCCUGAAAAACGCUCGAGACCAUCAGCCCCACCUCCAACCACCUCCAACAGUCAAACCGCCCGUGUCCGGCCAGUGCGGACACCAACGCCGCCCCCGGAAAAGCCACUGAUAGCUAUUCUCCCCCCACCCCUCCCCAAAUCCCUUCAUGCAUUGGACACCCAUCCACCCGCCAUAUUCUCAGGUAAUUUCGACCUCUAUGGCAUGUACCUCCCCUUCCUUGUCAAAGCCUACCUUCCGCCAGGCAGCACAUCCCCCGACUAUGCCGCAGUCUACGACACAAUCCUCGCUUACCAAUCCAAGCACGACUAUACCGCUCGCUGCUUCCUCUCCCUCAGCUCUGACGCAGGUAGAGCAGAAAGCGCUUCUGUGUUCGAUCCAAUGAUGGAGCGCCCUUUUGAUGUGCUAAUAAGCAAUUUGAAACAUCGCGCAGAACUCACUUUCACCUCGAGCGAACUCGCCUCUUUCCUUGCUCCUGAUCAUAGUCCUGUGUCGCCGGGUAUCAUUGGACAAGCAGGGCUCUCUCCUCAAUGUGGAGUCAAGAACGCAAAAGGGAUUUGGAAGAUGAAGCGCGUGUGGGUUGGGGAGGGCGAGGCUGAGGUAGAGGCAGGAGAGUGUGAGAAUGCUGGUGAUGGAACAACAGUUGAUUGUGUCGGCGUGGCGGUAGAUUCCUCGACGAAAGCGAACACAGACAGAAAGACGAACAAAGCUGUGAAAAAGGAACUUUUUGAAGGCUACUUCUCCUUCAGCGUCAGCUACGACCAGAUGUACAGAAAAGCAGGUCAUGGGAAUGGGUCGACAUGUCGGUUUGCGUUUUGGGGUGUUAGAGCGAUGAAGGACAAUACGGGGAAGGAGAUCGGACUAGGCCCGGGGAAGGGAAUUGGACCAGGAAUGAGGAAGGGGUUGGGAUGGGGAUGA